Messenger RNA from Funneliformis mosseae, 153 nucleotides. NCBI's taxonomy places the organism in Eukaryota, Fungi, Glomeromycota, Glomeromycetes, Glomerales, Glomeraceae. The record is from the annotation of a GenBank genome assembly.
AAUUUUUAUUCCGAUUAUUUUUUUCGCACACUGUACCAAAUAAUAACUGAUGAAGAAGUUUUAAAAACUUUAAAAAAACUAAAAGAAGAUAUUGAAGAAGAAGUUAAAUUUUCUGCUAUUAGCAAUUAUGAAGCAUUAGUAACACUUGAAAAA